Molecule: messenger RNA, 1307 nt
Organism: Zea mays
Lineage: Eukaryota; Viridiplantae; Streptophyta; Magnoliopsida; Poales; Poaceae
Product: IAA23-auxin-responsive Aux/IAA family member
Exons: 4
Coding region: 191-787 (198 amino acids)
Biological process (GO): regulation of DNA-templated transcription
Cellular component (GO): nucleus
Source: RefSeq, marked provisional
GCACGCACGCACUCGCCUCCGACAGCGACCGCGCAACGUCCUUCUCCCGCGCCGCCCGGCCGGCCGGUCCCUGUUCCCUCUCCUCCCCUCGGAGCAGCAGGAGCAGGAGCAGCCGCGUUCGUCCUCUGCGCUGCGCGGCCCGCCGGCCUGACCAAGCAAAGCUUAUCGGCCGGAGCCGGACGAACGAACGAUGCAGCAGGACCUCAGAAACUCAGAGAGAAGAAACCCGGAACAGGCGCAUCCAGUGAUGUCGGCGAGCUCGACCAACUCCGCGGCUUCCCCGGCCGUGUCCGGCCUCGACUACGACGACACGGCGCUCACCCUCGCGCUCCCGGGCUCCUCCGCCGAGCCCGCCGCCGAUCGCAAGCGCGCCCACGCCGACCACGACAAGCCGCCAUCCCCAAAGGCGCGGGCCGUGGGCUGGCCGCCGGUCCGCGCGUACCGGCGCAACGCGCUGCGCGACGAGGCCAGGCUCGUGAAGGUGGCCGUGGACGGCGCGCCGUACCUGCGGAAGGUGGACCUCGCGGCGCACGACGGGUACGCGGCCCUGCUCCGCGCGCUCCACGGCAUGUUCGCCUCCUGCCUCGUUGCCGGAGCCGGAGCCGACGGGGCGGGGCGGAUCGACACCGCCGCCGAGUACAUGCCCACCUACGAGGACAAGGACGGCGACUGGAUGCUCGUCGGAGACGUCCCCUUCAAGAUGUUCGUGGACUCGUGCAAGAGGAUCCGCCUCAUGAAGAGCUCCGAGGCCGUCAACCUAUCUCCGAGGACAUCAUCCCGGCAGUGAUUGUUGUUGGUGUGGACGCCAUAUGCCCUACGCGGCUUAUCUCUCCGAAUUAGUUCACAGAGUGUGUGCUGGAAGAGGCUUGGCUGCUCAGGUCCUCCAUGCACACGUCAUACACCGUACGUAGGGUGAGGGUUCAGUCUGUUGCUGUGUGUUCUGUACAGGCCACACCACACACGCCCCCAUGGAAAACUUUUUCAGUUUCGAGUGCCCCUCCCUCUCGGCCGGACGGUUUGGUUUUUGGACGACGCCGGCGAGGAGGCGGCGCUAGCACACUAGUAGCUCCGUUUCCGUGUGUUCUUUCAUACUUGGCUUUGGUUUCCGUUUCAGUCUUCGGCCCUCGGUCGUCUUGUCUCGACUCUCGAGGGAUCCAUGUAUACACGAACAUGGUACAUGCUGUGUGCUGUUUCCAUUGUAUAAGGUCAAAGAAUACAAGUACGAUCUGUCUCUGUUCUUGUAGUUUCGGCGGCAGCCUGAUCGUCUGGUCGUUUGGCUUUAAUUUAUACCGACUUCUAUUGAUUAU